Cynocephalus volans (Philippine flying lemur) is the source of this 366-nucleotide messenger RNA. It is a transcript of the gene SNORC, whose product is annotated as secondary ossification center associated regulator of chondrocyte maturation. Lineage: Eukaryota; Metazoa; Chordata; Mammalia; Dermoptera; Cynocephalidae. The coding region runs from base 1 to 366 and encodes 121 amino acids. Gene Ontology annotation, cellular component: cell periphery. Gene Ontology annotation, biological process: cartilage development. The record is from RefSeq and is a predicted model, not a curated record. The transcript is spliced from 3 exons.
AUGGCAUCCUGUGUGGCCCUGCGCAUGGCACUGCUGAUCAUCUUGGGGGUCCUGGCCCCUGCAGUGCUUACAGCAGAGGGUCCGCAGGAGCCCGCGCCCACCCUGUGGAACGAGCCCGCAGAGCUGCCGUCGGGAGAAGGCCCGGUGGAGAGCACCAGUCUGGGCCAGGAGCCCGCGGUCACCGGUCCCCCGGCCCCCACCGCCGCGCCGGGUCCGGAGGACAGCACAGCGCGGGAGCGGCUGGACCAGGGCGGCGGCUCGCUGGGGCCCGGCGCCAUCGCGGCCAUCGUGAUCGCCGCCCUGCUGGCCACCUGCGUGGUGCUGGCGCUCGUGGUCGUCGCGCUGAGAAAGUUUUCCGCCUCCUGA